AUGUCCGAAACGAGUGCGACCACCACGCCCGAGACGAAGAAAUGUCGAAUCGCUGAGCUUGUCCAGUACAGCUGUGAGAGAGAAGAGGACGCUUCAGGCAACUCGCAGUUUCAUUGUUGGCCCAUUCCGCGCGUGUUCAGAAUAUGUACUGGGCGUCCUGCGGUCGAAAUUACACGAUAUGUUGAUGCGGAUGUCACCACAGGGGAGAUAAAACUUCCUCCGCAGGCUAGUCAGCAGUUACCGAAAGGGAAACCAUGGAGAGACGUUCAGAGGUACCCACAAGGCGAUCCGAAGGACGCAUAG
This is a messenger RNA of Phanerochaete carnosa HHB-10118-sp, 303 nucleotides long. RefSeq lists its product as uncharacterized. Lineage: Eukaryota; Fungi; Basidiomycota; Agaricomycetes; Polyporales; Phanerochaetaceae. The transcript is spliced from 3 exons. The coding region runs from base 1 to 303 and encodes 100 amino acids. Gene Ontology annotation, cellular component: mitochondrial inner membrane peptidase complex. The record is from RefSeq and is a predicted model, not a curated record.